AAUGGCAUAGUGCGGAAGAUUUUAUUAUGAAGUUACUUCAAACAUAUGCCAACAUUUUCAAUUUAACUAAAUAAAUGCCUUAUCUAUUUUGGGGCCAUUCGUAAUACCUAUAUCUAUAGGAGUAUUCAAUUCUAUUGGAUUGGGUGCAUAGGGAUUCUAGAUUUUCAUAUUGUUAUUGGUGUUCAAUUAUGGAAAGAAAGUAUAUUAAUAGUAUAAUAAAAGGAUGCUUCAUUGAUGAAUUAACCUAUGUAAUUGGCAUAAUAUUUACUAAGUUCAAUAGAGAAUUUGAGAAAAAGAAAAUAGCCUGGUUAGGCAGCUGUAAAUGAAAAUUUGGUUUUAUUAUUGGGUCCAAUGAUGAUAUCAGGUUGUAAAAUAGGAUUACAUUCAAAGUAAAAUGAUAUGUAGAUCUAUUUUUAGAGAUUACAUACCAACAUUUGUCAAUGUAAUAAUUACUGUCAUUUCUUUAUUGAUAUUGAUGACAACAACUUAUUCUAAAACAAAAUAAGUGAGAAAGAUAGAGAAGGUGGCAACAGCAGAAUAAAUGUAGAAUUUUGAAGAUGAUUUUAUCAAUGUUGGAGAUGGAAUAUUGAUUAAUGUUGAACAAUUCUUUACAUAAAUUUAAAGUUCACUUAAAAGAGAAUCAUUUAUUAAGGUACUACCUUAAGAAAUUUUGGAAAUGGAUUUAACAAUUGAUGAACAUAAAAUAAAAGCUAAGGAUUUUUUAAAUUAAAAUAAAAAUAUUAGUUAAUAAAUUCAUAAGAAAUUAGUAACAAGAGGAAUUCCAAAAUUAAAAGUAUUUUUCUAUUGUCUUACAAUUUUAAUAAAUGUUGGAUUAUUAUUUUAGACAACUGAAAUGCAUUUAUGUGAUAUAGAUGUCUUUAAAAAUUUUAUGAUAUAAGUAUGGCAUAGAAAUUAGUAAUAAGUAACAUGUAAUGUAAGUUUGUUCUUUUUGCUUGCUUUAAUUACAAAGACAUUUGAUAUUAUAUUGCUAAUAUAAUUGUUUGUUUCAUCAUAUAUUUUUGGAUUUUUAUUAGGUUCUGUUGGAGCAGCUGCUUAAAUUGUAGUGAUAAUCCUUUUAACAAAAUUAAAGAGAGUAGAAGUUAGUACUGCAGAAGUAACAAUGACACUUCCCAUUAUCAUGUUUUCAGUAACAUUAUCAAGUACAAUCAUAUCUUUAGCUACUGGAAUGAUUCAUGAUGUAUGUGGAGUAAUUGCUAUCUUCUUAUUUUCUAUUAUUGGAUAAAAAAUAGUCAAACCAAAAGUCUAGAAAUUUGUUAAACCUCUAUUUGCAUUACAUCUUGCACUUUAUUUUUAGAUUAUUAUGUUAAUAGUCUUUAUAGUUACUUAAUUUUUAAGGAACAAAGAUAAAGGUUUGUAAGAGCUUUUUACACCAAGAGUUGUUUGUUUAGGAAGUUGA
Paramecium pentaurelia is the source of this 1417-nucleotide messenger RNA. The record is from the annotation of a GenBank genome assembly. Lineage: Eukaryota; Ciliophora; Oligohymenophorea; Peniculida; Parameciidae.